UUAAACACCCCAUUAACUCAGCGCUCUUAAUUGGCGUGGAAUUAUUGAUAAUCCCGGAGCUCCCAGAGCAGAAAAAAGCUUCGGUACGUACAACUUUUUACUGUCAGUUACUCUUUUUAGUGCUCAUUGCUGGCCUUUUCCGGCGGAUGGAGACGGCACGACCCCCAAAACGCGUCGUUUAGAUUGUUCCGAAUCUUCUGAUCUGAAUUCUAAAGACUAAAGCUUUUACCGAGCUCUUGUCGUUUUCUUUUAAGUCCCGGCUGGCGGAGAGACUUCCGCGGGUGUUUGGUUGGUUCAGUUCGGCGUCGUUUUGCGCUCGGAUUGCGACAUUGCGUUGGAUCUUCUCCUUUCAUGUUUCUGGCUGACUGAAAAUAAUUUGGAAAGUCCAGUGCAACGUUUCUGGUUAAUGAAAUCUUAAAGAAGUCACUGCAUAAGAUUCUUUUCAUUUGAUUGCUGUGGCUGGAGGAACUAAACCUUGUUAACCAUGAAAGAGAUCGACAAAAGGAAAACCCCAAAUACUAAAAACACCAAGCGGACUGGAAGAACAGAAAUGAGAGACAACAAGCCGAAUCAAGGGAAUACCGCUAAGACAUUGAAUGGAAAAGAUAGAGAAUCUAAAGUCUCUUAUGCUAGACCAGCCCCAGUUUAAGGAGGUGCCUCAAGCUCUGAAUGCCAAUCCAAUGACUUCCAAAGAGAAUAUUGACGACGAGGUGUCAGAUUGCGAGACAACAAAGGAUUCCAUGUCAUCUCAAGGGGAUUCACCUACCCAUGAGGAUGAGCAAGUAGAAAGGGUAUCAAGGGUACCCAAAAUUGUUGUAAAAAAGAAUUCCUCAGAAAGCUCUCCUGGAUCAAGGGACAGGGAGGGGUCUCGUAGUGAAUCUGUUAAGUCAAGAUCAAAAGGAUUGCAUCACACUGCCAACAAAGUCACUAAUUCGAAUAAUGGACCUUCAGGAGUUAAAACCAGAAACGGUUCUAGUGAUAGCGAAGUUCCCAUUAAACCUUCCUCAGAAUCAGUUGAGGAGGUUGACGAUAAGCCUAUUAAAGAGGUAAGAGGAACUGAUAUCCUUGAUGGGGCCUCAAAUGGUGCUCAGAGUGUGGAAAGUGACCAUGAAAUAGUAGACGCUGAAGAAAAUGGCGAACAAGAGAUUGAAACAGCCUUGGAACGAAAGAUUGACGAAAUGGAAAUGAGAAUUGAGAAACUUGAGGAAGAGCUGCGAGAAAUUGCUGUACUUGAAAUUUCCCUCUACUCUGUUGUACCAGAGCAUGGGAGCUCUGUGCAUAAAGUUCACACGCCGGCUCGUCGCAUUUCUAGACUUUAUAUCCAUGCUUGCAAGCAUUGGACUCAGGGCAAGCGAGCCACAAUUGCUAAGAACACUGUAUCAGGGCUUGUUUUGAUAGCAAAGUCCUGUGGCAAUGAUGUCCCCAGGUUGACCUUCUGGUUAUCAAACACUGUCGUGCUAAGGGAGAUCAUAUCUCAAGCAUUUGACAUUUCAAGCAAGUCAAGUCCUUCGGUUAAGUUUGUGGAGUCAAAUGGGACUAGCAAGAGAAAUGAAGUGAAGUCUGCGACACUGAAAUGGAGGGGUAGUUCCAGUAAUAAACAAAUGAACGGUUUUAUGCAGUUUGCUGAUGACUGGCAAGAGACAGGAACCUUCACUGCUGCAUUGGAAAAAGUUGAAUUCUGGAUUUUCUCUCGGAUCGUUGAGUCAGUAUGGUGGCAGGCUUUGACUCCAAAUAUGCAAUCUCCAGCUGAGAAUUCAUCCACAAAUAAGAUGUCUGUAAGGUUGUUGGGACCUGCACUGGGUGAUCAGAAGCAAGGUAGCUUUUCUGUCAACCUAUGGAAAAAUGCUUUUCAGGAUGCUUCUCAACGACUCUGUCCUGUUCGAGCAGGAGGGCAUAAAUGUGGCUGCUUACCUGUUUUGGCAAGAAUGGUUAUGCAACACUGUGUUGCAAGGCUAGAUGUGGCAAUGUUCAAUGCUAUCCUGCGUGAGUCUGCCCAUGAGAUCCCUACUGAUCCAGUAUCGGAUCCUAUUCUUGAUUCCAGGGUUUUACCUAUUCCCGCUGGCGACUUGAGUUUUGGGUCUGGUGCACAACUCAAAAAUUCCGUUGGAAAUUGGUCUAGAUGGCUACGUGAUUUGUUUGACAUGGAUGAUGAUGAUUCCCUGCAAGAAGACCACCCUGAUGGUGAGGAUGAUGACAGGCAGAUUGGCGAUGGUGAAUCUAAAUCCUUCCUUCUUCUGAAUGCCUUGAGUGAUCUUUUGAUGCUUCCGAAAGACUUGCUUAUUGAUACGAGAAUCAGAAAGGAGGUCUGCCCAUCAAUUAGUCUUCCAUUAGUUAAGCGGAUACUUUGUAACUUCACUCCAGAUGAGUUCUGUCCGGAUGCUGUGCCAGGAGCUGUAUUGGAGGCACUGAAUGCCGAGAGCAUUGUGGAGCGCAGAUUGUCAGGUGAAUCGGCAAGAAGCUUCCCUUACACAGCAGCACCAGUUGUGUACACCCCACCUUCGUCGGCUGAUGUGGCAGAAAAAGUUUCAGAAGCAGGAGGAAGUUCUCAACUGGAAAGGGACGUCUCAGCUGUACAGAGAAAGGGAUAUACCAGCGAUGAAGAGCUAGAGGAGUUGGAUUCACCUCUUUCAUCCAUCAUCGACAAAUUACCGUUAACUCCGACUAUCAUAGCAAAUGGAAAUGGAAGCGGAAAACAUGAGCAUGCAGGUCAUGCCUGCACGAAUGCGAGGUAUGAACUCCUUCGUGAGGUGUGGUCUGCUUAAGCGUCAAACGAGUGGACUCGAGAUGUGUAUAUACCUGUUGGUUUUCUGCGUUAUGAAAGUAUUGAGAAUACUUAAAACAGAGCUGUGAAUAACGAGAGGCAAAUAUCAAGACAAUUUCAAGUCUUUAAGCAAAAUUGGCUAAAGCCAUUAGCUUUUUCGUAUAUUAUACUGAGUUAAUUUUGUUAUCAUAUAGCAUAUAACCGAAAUUACUUCAUACUUACUGAACUCGAUCUGGAAUACAUCCCAAGUGGAGAGAUCAUGAAUCUUCAGUUUCGUUCAAUGGAUUAAAGAUUAUGUU
Molecule: messenger RNA, 3060 nt
Organism: Pyrus x bretschneideri (Chinese white pear)
Lineage: Eukaryota; Viridiplantae; Streptophyta; Magnoliopsida; Rosales; Rosaceae
Exons: 11
Coding region: 597-2762 (721 amino acids)
Cellular component (GO): nuclear pore
Source: RefSeq, a predicted model, not a curated record